AUGACUGACGUGGAGGAGUUCACCGCCCAUCUGAAGGACUCCAAAGGCAAUGUGAAGGCCGAGCUCGACCUAUUCAUCAGCAAGGGCGGCCUGAGGCUCAUCAAGACGGACGGUAAAAUCCUCGGAGCCUUCCCCUUGCAGCGAAUCCAGCAGUGGGGCAUCACCCAGCCCGACACGUUCAAGCUCUCGGUGCAGAACGGGGACAAGGUCGUGAGCUUGGUGAUUCACAGCGAGCCGAGCGAGGUGAGCGCGAUUAUCGACUGCCUGGAGCGAAAGGUGGCGCAGAUAAUCGAGGACGUCCGCGCUGAGGAGGAAGGCCGGCCGCCGCAGGACGUGAGCUCACCACCCCCGCGGGCGAGGACGCCCCGAUCGAGAGUGCCUGAACCAGAGCCCGAGCCCGAGCCCGAGCCCGAGCCCGACGAGGUCCGGGACAUGGAGCCGGUCCCCGACGACCUUCCCGAGUCGUACAGCGACGACGCGGAGGAGAUCGACGACGAGGAGAUCGAGCGCGACGUCCCCAGGCCGUUCACUUCUCCAGUCGUGCGGGAUGACUUGGACGAUUUGGACGACAUCGAGGAGAUCGAGCUGGAGGUUGGAGGGACCAAUCAACGGGACCCCGACGACGACCGCGCCCGAAACGCGCACACCGGUUACAGGGUCCCGGACUUGUUCGACGACUCGGACGACGACGUGCAGGUGGAGGUCCUGGACGACGCCGGCGGGUCCUCACCGAGAAAGGGCACGAUGGGUCGGGCGUCGGGCGGCGGCGGCCGGGGCGGACCGUCGGCGAACUGGUUCGCAUCCCCCGCGGGAAAAGUGACGGCCGAGGAGGCGGAGGACGACGAGGAAGAGGAGAUGAUGCGGUCGAUGAUGGCGACGAGAAACGGCCAGGCUUCAACGACGACGAACGCCGGCGACGACGCGACGCGCGACAACGCCAACAGGCUCAGACCGCUCGGACCCGCCCGUCCUCGACCCGGCGCGCUGGCGCCCCUCGCCUCGCUGAGCGGCAGGCUGUCCAACCCGGCGUCACCCGCGCGCCGGCCCAUGCCCUUGAGUGCCCCCGUGAACGACGAGCAAGAGGCGGACGACGACGAGUUAAACGACGCCGACGCGGUGCGUCCCGCGAGCCCGCCGACGUCCACGCUUUCACCUUCGCCGCCGUCUUCGCCGCCGCGGCCGACGAGCAAGAGGACUCCCGCGGUAACAACGGGGCACUCGCCGGAGAGCCGAGCCGCCGCGUCCGUCGCGGCUGCCGCGGCGAGGGAGAUUGGGGAACUACGCGCCCGCGUCGAGGAGUUGGAAGAGACGGAGCGCGAACUGUCGAAGGCUAGGUUCCUGGCCAAGGGGGACGCGGACGCGAGGGUCGACGCGGAGAGGCGAGCCGACGCCGCCGAGGCUCGACUCGCAACCGCGGAGGACAAACUCGCGCGAGCCGAGUCGACGGCUGCGCAGGCGGAGUCGAGGGCGAACGAGGCGAAGGCGCAGGCGGAGGCUAUGAAGAAAGAGGCGGUGGCCGACAGCGCGGGUGUCGAGGAGGCUUUGGAACGCGAGCUGGCGACGGCGACGUCGCGAGCGACCGAGUUGGAACGCGAGUUGGAGUCCGCGAGGGGCGCCGCGAGGGCGGCGGAGGACCGGGCGCGCACCGCCGAGACCAGGGCAGAGACGUCCGACGCGCGAAGGGAGGCGGCGGAGGAGGUGGCGGCGGAGGCCAAGGAGGCUGCGGCGGAGGCCAAGGAGGCUGCGGCGGUGGCCAAGGAGGCUGCGGCGGUGGCAGAGGCAAACUUUGCCGAUUUAUCCGACGCCGUCGCGACGCGGGAGGCUGAAAUUACCUCGCUCAAGUCGUCAAUCGCGUCGAGCGGCGAGGCGUCGACGCGCGCGGCGCGGCUGGAGACAUCGCUUCAGCAGGAGAAGGAUGCCCGCGCCUCCGUCGAGCGGAAGCUAGCCGCCGCGGAGGCUCAACUGGCGGAGAUCCGGGGGAGCUUGGCGGAGGCUGACUCGGCAAGGGUGACCGCCGCGAAUGACGCAGCCGCCGCGGGCGACCGAGCCAUGGCCGCCACGCGCGAGGCAGACGAGGCCAAGGCACGCGCAAUCGACGCGGAGGCCAAGCUCAAGGACGCGGAGGUGACGAGGGACGAAUCGAUCCGGGGGAGGGAGGAGGCUGACGAGAGGGCCGCCGCCGCGGAGGCUGCAGCGAAGGAGGCUGACGAGAGGGCCGCCGCCGCCGAGGCUCGCGCCGCCGCCGCGGAGACCUCGCUGAAGGAGAGGGAGGCGGCGCACGCCGAGAACGCCGUGCCCGGGACGGCGACGGAGAUUGCCGAGCUCAUCGACGACCUCAGGCGAAGGGCCAACGAGGCUGAGCUCGCGCGGAUCGAGGCGACCAAACGAGCGGAAUCCGCCGAGGCUCAGAUCGCCGCCGCGGCUGAGAGGGCGUCCAAGGCUGAGAACCUCGCCAACCAGGUGGACGAGGCUGCGGCGAAGGCGUUGGAGCGCGCGGACGCGGCCGAAUCGGCCGUGCACGAGAAGGAGAGGGCCACCAGCGAGAUACUCUCCGCGAUGGAGGGGGUUUCGGAGCGGGACAUGGCGGCUGUGGCCCGAGCCGAGGCUGAGCGAGCGGCUGCCGCGGAGACGCGGGUGAGGGCUCUGGAGCAGAGGCUCGCGGUCGCGGCCGAAUCUCGCGCGGAGCUGUCCAAGUUGCUCGCCGAGGCCAAGGCUGAGUGCGCGGAGCACAGGGGCGCGGCGGCGGCGGCGACGGAUGCGCUCGAGGAGGCGUUUGCGUCGGCUCGAGCGGUGGCACAGCGGGAGGCGUCGGCGAGGGAGGCUCAGGCGAUUGCGGAGGCGCGACUGGCCGCGGCGGGAGCCGAGACGGCGGCGGCGGAGGAACGAGCCGCGCGAGCCGACGACCUCGAGAUCCGCGCGCAGACCGCAGAGGCUCGUUUGGAGACGCAGGCUCGCGAGGGGGCGAGGGCGGUGGCGCGCGCGCAGGCUGAGGCGAGCGAGUGGCGAGCCAAGGCUCAGCUUCGUGAGAGGGAGCUGGAGGCUGUGCGGGCGUCCGCGGACACCGCCGCGAGCCUCGCGUCCACCUACGUCGUCACGUCCUCGGCGUCCAAGCGCGAACACGCCCGGGGAACCUCCGAGGCACGCGACGAGAACGAGAACGCGUACGGACUGCCCCCGCCGCUGCCGCCCUCCGUGCUCUCCGCAAAGAAUUCCCCCGCCAAAAAGUUCCACAACAUGACCUCGCCCUACGCCAGGCAGUACCACGAUUUCUCAACGGAACGCGGCGCGGGGGGUGCCAGGCCGACACCCGCGCUGCUGACCGCCGACUUUCUGGAUUCGCUGGGCUCGAGGCUCUCAUCCGUGCGGGAGCUGUUGGCGUCGGAUCAGGUGCGGGUGGUUCAGAAAGGUAAACCAUAA
Molecule: messenger RNA, 3417 nt
Organism: Micromonas commoda
Lineage: Eukaryota; Viridiplantae; Chlorophyta; Mamiellophyceae; Mamiellales; Mamiellaceae
Exons: 2
Coding region: 1-3417 (1138 amino acids)
Source: RefSeq, a predicted model, not a curated record